AUGUGGCUAAAUUUGUUUCUCUCAGGUGAAAAGAAUAUGGCUCCUGAGAAUCUGUCAAUGGGAAUUUUGUUCUUUUUUCAGACAGCUGUGGGGAUCUUUGGUAAUUGGUCGAUUCUUCUUCCUCAUGUUGCAUCUGUAUUCACUGGAAAAAGUCUGAUGCCCAAAGACCAGAUUUUGAGGCACCUGACUUUAGCCAAUUCCUUGGUUAUCAUCUCAAGAGUAAUUCCUCAAAUAAUGGCACAGUUGGGCUUGCAAUAUCUCCUGGAUGACCUGUUAUGUAAACUUACUCUCUACAGUAACCGGGUGUCCCGGGGCAUUUCCCUGCACUGCACCUGCCUCUUGAGCUGUUUCCAAGCAAUCACAAUCAGCCCCAGCAACUCCAGGUGGAUGAAGCUGAAACAUUCAGUCUCCAAGUACAUGGUUCAGUCCUGCUCACUCAGCUGGCUUGUUCAUCUGCUUUUAAACAGCAAAACAGCUGUAGAUGUGAUUGGAUCUGGUACUAACAAAAACUUCACCAAGAAAAUCAAGUUGGGGUACUGCUCAGCAUUUGUUUUUCACAAUUCUGUACCUGGGCUACAUCUGUCCUUGCUGUGUUUCACUGAUGGUCUAUGUUUGGGUCUCAUGGUCUGGGCCAGUGUCUUCAUGGUGAGUACCCUCUAUAGGCACAAGAGUCAGCUACAGCACAUCCACAGUGCCCAGUAUUCCCUCAGAGUCUCCCCUGAAGACAAAGCCACAAAAACCAUCUUGAUCCUUGUGUGCACCUUUGUCCUCUCCUACUCAAUGUCCUUCAUAUUAGUUAUCUAUUCUGUGGUGUUUGACAAUCCAAGGCUGUGGAUAAUCAGCAUAUUUACAUUACUAGACACAUGCUUCCCCACAUUUUGCCCCUUCAUACUCAUCCAUAAUAACAAAUCUGUCCUCAAGAAUCAUUUUCCCUGCUGUAGGAGAAGGUAA
Molecule: messenger RNA, 951 nt
Organism: Alexandromys fortis (reed vole)
Lineage: Eukaryota; Metazoa; Chordata; Mammalia; Rodentia; Cricetidae
Product: vomeronasal type-1 receptor 2-like
Exons: 1
Coding region: 1-951 (316 amino acids)
Biological process (GO): G protein-coupled receptor signaling pathway
Cellular component (GO): membrane
Molecular function (GO): pheromone receptor activity
Source: RefSeq, a predicted model, not a curated record